CCUCCGCUAUCGCCAAUCCACUCAUGACACCAUCACCAAUCCGACAAAUACCCCUCCACCACCUGUUUUACUCUCUGCAUGCAGAAGUACUAUUGGUAUUGACCCCAUCCUUUUCCUACCCAUGUCCACGUUUGAUCGCAGUCGCCUUCUUCGAUGGCGCAUGGGAUGGCUUCCCGCUCGCCCGAUUGGCUGUAACAAAUGUGAAGCUGCACAUGCCUCUCGCCAACACCUCAUCUCUUGCCUUGAUGUUGCUAAUCGUCUCAACAUCCCUCCAGAGGUCAAACCUAACCCGAUCGAUUACUUCCUCAACACUUAUCUCCCAACAUACAAACCUUCGAUCGAGCCUCAUGAACGCAUACAACCGCUGUCACCUUUACGAAAACACCUGGUCACUUACUGGCCGACCCUGUGCCAAAUCAUGCUCUACUCCAGUGGUAUACGCCGACAGUUUCUGAUCACCAAUGACCUCAUCCAUAUAUACCUCAAUAAAAAUACAAAAAAAAGCAAAAAACCGGAUAAAC
Mycotypha africana is the source of this 521-nucleotide messenger RNA. RefSeq lists its product as uncharacterized. The transcript is spliced from 2 exons. NCBI's taxonomy places the organism in Eukaryota, Fungi, Mucoromycota, Mucoromycetes, Mucorales, Mycotyphaceae. The record is from RefSeq and is a predicted model, not a curated record. Bases 24 to 455 code for a protein of 143 amino acids.